Phaeoacremonium minimum UCRPA7 is the source of this 1554-nucleotide messenger RNA. Its product is annotated as putative ntf2 and rrm domain-containing protein. Gene Ontology annotation, cellular component: Ubp3-Bre5 deubiquitination complex; ribonucleoprotein complex; cytosol. Gene Ontology annotation, biological process: ribophagy; protein deubiquitination. Lineage: Eukaryota; Fungi; Ascomycota; Sordariomycetes; Togniniales; Togniniaceae. The coding region runs from base 1 to 1554 and encodes 517 amino acids. Gene Ontology annotation, molecular function: mRNA binding. The record is from RefSeq and is a predicted model, not a curated record. The transcript is spliced from 4 exons.
AUGGCAACUAACGGAAACACGAAUCACCAGGGUCCCUCUGACCAGUACACAGCUUCAUCCGCAGCGAUAGAGACCUCUGGUGGUUCUAACCCGAACAGCAACCUGUCUAAGGAUGAGGUUGGGUGGUACUUCGUCGAGCAAUAUUAUACCACGCUAAGCAAGUCUCCGGAGAAGCUCCACCUUUUCUACGGCAAGCGAUCCCAGUUCGUCUACGGACUUGAAGCCGAAGUUGCCAACGUUUCCGUGGGCCGUCAGGCCAUUCAAGACCGCAUCAAGCAGCUUGACUUCCAAGACUGCAAAGUCCGUAUCUCCAACGUUGACUCCCAGGCCUCAUUCGACAAUAUUGUCAUCCAAGUGAUCGGAGAGACGUCCAACAAGUCAGGGGAGCCAAAGAAGUUUGUCCAGACCUUUGUCCUUGCUCAACAACCUUCUGGUUACUUCGUCCUUAACGACAUCCUGAGAUACGUCAAUGAGGAGAACGACGAGGAGCCGAUCGACCCCGUUGCCCAGGAUGCCCCAGUAGCUGAGAGCGAGAUCGCCGAGAAAGCCCCAGUUUCCAUCGAGGCCGAGGCUCCGAAGAUCGAGGAAACAGAACAGGAGAAGCCUCUGGACCCUACUGUCGUUGACAAGAAGCUUGAGGAGGUUACCAAGGAAGCUCCCCCAAGCUUCACUGCCGAGACUCCUGCGGAGCCUGCUGCCGCAGCUGAGGAACCUUCCAGCAAGCCGGCGGCCGUUGACCCAGAGAAGGCUGUGCAGGAGGUGGCCGAGGAAGACACUAAGAAACCAGAGACUCCCAAGGACCCCAGCCCUACCCCUGUUGUCACCCGCCCUCCCGCGCCCGCUGCUACCGAGCCAGAGAAGCCGAAGGAGCCUGCCAAACCGAUGACAUGGGCGAGCCGGGCAGCCGCUGCGGCCGGAACCCCUCGUGCUAUUGUCCCUCUCCCCAAGACCGCUACUCCUCCAGCCCAGCCGAAGCCAGCAACUCCCACAGCAGCUACACCUCAGACCAGCGCACCUGCUCAGCCUACAGAGUCAACACCUCCGUCCUCCAAGGAAUCCGCUGGUGAGUGGCAGACUGCUGGUGCGGACUCCAAGCGACAGAACAGGCCUCAGUCCAUCUCUGCACCGCCGCCGGAGAAGGAGGGCACAAUGGGAUAUGUCAAAUAUGUCACGGAGAAGGUGAAGGCAGAUGACCUCAAGGCUGCUUUGGCUAGCUACGGUGAACUCAUCUAUUUCGAUAUCAAUCGCAGCAAGAACUGCGCUUUCGUCGAGUUUGCCACGACUGCAGGUUAUCAAGCUGCCGCCGCGGCUAGCCCGCACGUUGUGAAUGGAGAAAACAUCGUCGUCGAGCCCCGACGGCCAAAGGCGAGCGCAUAUGGCGGAGCUAACUACAAUUCCGGAAGGGGCAGCAUCUCUGGUGGACGUGGACGUGGUGGCUUUGAGGGUGGACGAUCCGGCAGCCAAGGGGGCGGCCGGGGUGGCUUCACGGGCCAAAACCGUGGUCGGGGAGGCGGUGCACGUGGCCGUGGCACCUCUCAGGCGGCAAACGCCUAA